AGUACAGCGUGGUUGCAACCCAAAUCGUAUCGUAUGUUUCUGUUAUGGUGGUUGGCUUGCUAAUUCAUUCAAUAUACUGUUAUGACGUUGGCGAGCCAGCACGUAAACAUAUUUGUAAAUAAAGGGCUUUCUUGUAUGUCAAAACGUUUAUGCAGUUGGCUACUUUAGUUAAUAACUUACCAUAGCCAACUACUGUUGUCUGUCUAGCAUGUAAUUUGCAAAAACCGGCUGUCAAUCAGUCAGCUAACAAGCUAACGUUAGCAAGGUAGUUUGGCUACUUCAAGUACUUUGCCUUAGCGAGCUAACUAGCAUAUUUAUCGGCAGGUAGCUUCAUUGCAAGUUUAGCCAGCUUGUAUGCUAGCUAAACUCGGAUAAAUCCUUCCAUAUUUGCACAAGGUUUGAGGAGAUGGCGGCAACAGAGUCAAGCUUGAGUCCAGUACCCACUGCGGAGUCCCUAGUUCCCGCUUGCAUGUUUGCGCCGGACGGAGGAUGUGGAGAAGACCUAGCUGGUACAGAGAGCUGUGAGGGCGGGGAGAGGCUCAAUGGCGAAGCCGUGGAUCACAUAGACUUUACUAGUAAGUUUGCGCUGGUCAGCCCCACAGGAGAGCAGUAUGACUCCUUAUUGCGGCAGCUCCGGGAGCGCAUGGACGAGGGCUGCGGGGAGACCAUCUACGUGGUGGGAGUCGGCUCAGACGGGGGAGAUUAUGGGCUGGAUGAGAAGGACAUGGACGCAUCGGUUGCCACGGUGCAGUCGCUAAGCGAACAGAUAGGCGCCGACCUCAUCCUGCUGCGGGAGCGGACCGAGGCGGGGGGGCGUAUCCGUGACUACCUCAUCCGCCGCCGCGUGGGUGAGACCGACUUCCUGGAGGUCAGGGUGGCGGUGGUGGGGAACGUGGACGCCGGUAAGAGCACCCUGCUGGGGGUGCUCACCCACGGCGAGCUGGACAACGGCCGCGGCUUCGCCCGCCAGAAGCUGUUCCGCCACAAGCACGAGAUGGAGAGCGGGCGCACCAGCAGCGUGGGCAACGACAUCCUGGGCUUCGACCACGAGGGCCAGGUGGUCAACAAGCCCGACAGCCACGGCGGCAGCCUGGACUGGACCAAGAUCUGCGAGAAGUCCUCCAAGGUCAUCACCUUCAUCGACCUGGCAGGGCACGAGAAGUACCUGAAGACCACCGUGUUCGGCAUGACCGGGCACGUGCCCGACUUCUGCAUGCUGAUGGUGGGCAGUAACGCUGGAAUAGUGGGCAUGACAAAAGAGCAUUUGGGCCUGGCACUGGCCCUCAAUGUGCCCGUCUUUGUGGUCGUUACAAAGAUAGACAUGUGCCCAGUAAACAUCUUACAAGAGACCCUGAAGCUGUUACAGAGGUUACUGAAGUCCCCAGGGUGCAGGAAGAUCCCUGUUCUGGUGCAGAACAAAGACGAUGUCAUCGUCACUGCCUCCAACUUCAGCUCUGAGAGGAUGUGUCCCAUCUUCCAGAUCUCCAAUGUUACGGGAGAGAACAUGGACCUGCUCAAGAUGUUCCUCAACCUGCUCUCCUCCAGAACAUCAUACAGCGAUGAUCAGCCAGCUGAGUUCCAGAUCGACGACACCUACUCUGUACCGGGUGUAGGCACAGUGGUAUCGGGGACUAUGUUACGCGGAUUGAUACGACUGAACGACAUGAUGUUACUCGGCCCUGACCCCCUCGGCAACUUCCUCCCUAUCGCUGUGAAAUCCAUCCACCGUAAGAGGAUGCCGGUGAAGGAGGUGAGGGGGGGUCAGACAGCCUCCUUCUCCCUUAAAAAGAUCAAGCGCUCCGCCAUCCGGAAAGGCAUGGUGAUGGUCUCGCCCCGCCUCAGCCCACAGGCAUCAUGGGAGUUUGAGGCUGAGAUUCUGGUGCUGCACCAUCCCACCACCAUCUCACCCAGAUACCAGGCUAUGGUGCACUGCGGCAGCAUCAGGCAAACGGCCACCAUCCUGUCGAUGAGCAGGGACUGCCUGCGCACGGGGGACAAGGCCACCGUCCACUUCCGCUUCAUCAAGACCCCCGAGUACCUGCACACGGAGCAGAAGCUGGUCUUCCGCGAGGGCCGCACCAAGGCCGUGGGGACCAUCGCCAAGCUCUUGCAGACGGUGAACAGUUUUCCUUCCAACGCCAAGGCCCCUCAGAUGAAGAUGCAGUCCACCAAGAAAGCCCCGCCUCGCCGUGAGGAGGAGUCUGCACCGGCCAAUGAGGAGGCGGCACCCGCGGGGCGGCCAACCAGCCCACAUUUAGCACAGCUGCAGCCAAAGUCUGGAGGCGGGGGCAGGAGGAGGGGAGGCCAGCGUCAUAAAGGAAAGUCCCUGAACAGCACGAUGGCGACCCCUGCUGGUGGAGUAGGAGGCUGUUAAACACCUGGUGGUGUCUUUCCCUCCAUUCUUAAAAAAAAUUUUUUUGUAUCUUUUCAUUUUCCUAUGCGACCUCUUUGUUCACGAGUGCUGUGUUGUAAAGCAGGACUAAAUGAACUGCCCCAUCCUCCAAAUGCAGGCAUUAAGCAGUGAGUUUCAGAAGAGUUCUGCCUCAUGCACCACAGCAGCUAAUUGUGGUUACCCGGCAACAGCUUGGCGUCCAUACAUAAUUUGGUUCUCAUUGCUGUCGGUCAUGUUUCUUUUCUGUUCUUCACCUUUGACCUCUGGCCGGCCCUAGGUGGACUGUCGCAGACAGAGACGGCCGUAAGGCUCCUUUCCAAACUAAUUUAUUCGGCUUUGAAUGGGACUUGUUUAUGAAAGAGGAGACGUGGCAUUAGUUAUGAAUAUUUUAGAAAAAAAAUAAAAUAUGUAGGAAUUCGGGAACAGAGAGUGCUGAAGCUGUCCCCUCCUCUCUGUUUUGUUUCCCUGUGUGAAGACUCCUGCGCAGUGCGCUUCGUUGUUCUUUAUGGAAAUAGAAUCGAGACGAGAGAGGUCGGCCUGACAGGAAAGGGUGUGUGCCGCAGUACCCCAGACUUCACGGCCAUUCAGCUGGCCUUCUCAUCCACACCCGCUUGCACAGCUGUUGCUUUUUUUCUUUUUUAAAAACAUAGUACGCAUUAAUACAGCUUGGGUAUGUACCCGAAGCGGUUACACACCCAGCUUAUAUAUACCUAGCUCCUUGCUCAAGAGCGCGUCCUUUAUAGGAGACCGUUUUGACGUAGAAAUGGGGAUCGGAGCCCGUCUGAGGGGAAAGGACGGGGCGCUCCCCUCAGGAGCCGCGGCAGGCGCUCGCUGGACGUGCCGCCAGGCCGCCCGCGCUCAUAGGAAAGGGAAAUUGGGACGGCGGACCGGAGGCCAGCGGGCAGAAGGCCCAGUGUGUUGUCUGUUCUUCACUAAGAGACAGGAAAUGACUCUGUACCGGACACCAGGGGGGACGGGCUCGAACACACACGCAGUGACACACACGCAUGCACGCACGCACACAGACAUACAUGCCCGCACAUGCGCACACACACACGCAGGUACACAGACACGCACGCACAGAUACAUGCACACAGACAUACAUGCCCACGCAUACACACACACACACACAUGGACACAUGACAAACAUACGCGUGCGCGCACACACACAGUCACGUAUACAUGCACACACAAAGACGCACACACACACACUCACGUACACACACACAAAAAAAAAGACCCAGACUUUUAAAAGUAUUUCUGAGCUGGCUCUUCUUUUUGUGAAUACAGUUGCAACUGGAGCCUACGAUCAUUCAAAAUCAAAGGAAAUCUAAUCUCUCAGAAUGACGUGCUUGUCUGUGGAUGAGAGCUUGACUUUAUUCACCCGAUACACUGAAUGGCUUUGACACGUGUAGCAAUUACCACAGCAUUCCUAAUAGACGCUUGAUUCAUAUUCAACGACUGAGCAAUUUACCAUUUCCAGUUGAAUGCAUUUGUAAGUGACUAGUCUGGAUAUCGCCUCCAUGCUAAUGGAAGAAUGAAAUAAAAAUGUACGGACUGCCGUGCCUUUUUAAAUAUGAAGGCCAUUUUAUGUCCUAAUUAAGUUGUGUGCAGUUCUGAUGCUGUAUUUCGGACCUGGAUACAUAAAUGAAUGUAGUUAGGUUUACUGGUAUCACAUAGAAACCAAGUUGCUUACCAGCAGCGAUUAGUGCAAAUGCUAUCUGCGUUUCCAUUUCACAGUUGACAGCAUAUUUGCUGGGAUCGCUAAAACCAUCCAUUUUUUACUUUUGUCUGAAUUUUCCACCAAUAUGGCCACUUCGGAAUCACUUUCCUUCAGGGAAAAGUGUAAUGUCAUGAUUUUAGCUAAUUUCCUUUAAUCAGGGAGGACUGCAUAAUUCACAUUUUAGAAUGGUUUGACUUAAUAGUGUACCCAAGAUGCAAUGCAAGUAGAGUGAGUUGGUGUCAUGUUCAUUCGCCUUCAUAUGUAUUUAGAGCAGUUGUUUCGCAUUGCUUCAGAGUUUAAAAAAAAAAAGAAGGAAAUUUUCACUUUUUUGGACUAAACUCAACUUCUGGAACUAUCUGUUUGAUGAGACCCACAGACCCUGGGACUCAGUGAUUCUGAUUUUUAUUUGAAUUGUCCUGCCUUUUUCUCUGCAUUUGCAGGAAUGUCUGUAAACAUGUCUUGUAAAUAUUUUACCACACAGGUGCUCACACACACACACACACACACACACACACACACACACACACACCGCUGUAGAUAAAUACUUCUUAUGCAGAUCAUAAAGUAUGUGUUCCCUGUAAAACCACAGUAUCCUGAAAGGCCGUAGAUCCCGUUAGUAUGCUGACAAAUUGGGAUUCCACUCUUCGGAGUUGGGAGUUAUAAAAAUCUGUUUUAUUAUGCUUGAGCAGUAAUUGAACAUUUUAUAUGUGAGUAGGGAGAGAAUAUUUAUGGACCCGGAAGGAUGGCAGAAGGUCACAGUGGCAGGCGAGAGUAAUUUUUUUUUAAGGUUCUUUUUCUAAAUGUGGAACACUUUUUAUUAGGCUGUGAGAUGUUUGUUUCAUGAGGCAAGUUGAGAAAAAUGGAAGUGCAGUUUAUAAAAGGCUUUUAUCAGGGACGUAAUCUCAAAACUGUCAGCAUUUUUUUUCUCAGUAAGGCUUUUUUUAAUUAGUGCAUGAUUUUUAUUUUAUUUUAUUUCUUUGGAAAACAAAUGUUUGUAUUUACAAAAGAAAAUGCUACAAAAAAUUGCACCAGAUAAAAGGUGAAUUUGUGUUGUACAUGAUUUUAAAUAAAAUAUCACGUAAGCGCACAAUAGCA
Messenger RNA from Anguilla rostrata (American eel), 5210 nucleotides. Its product is annotated as GTP-binding protein 1-like. The record is from RefSeq and is a predicted model, not a curated record. Bases 407 to 2374 code for a protein of 655 amino acids. The transcript has 12 exons. Gene Ontology annotation, biological process: translational elongation. Gene Ontology annotation, molecular function: translation elongation factor activity; GTP binding; GTPase activity. NCBI's taxonomy places the organism in Eukaryota, Metazoa, Chordata, Actinopteri, Anguilliformes, Anguillidae.